AUGUAUACAAAGCAGCACCUACAGAGUAGCACCCGUUUAAGCGGGCAGCCCCAUACAUCAACUGAAACAGAAGAUAAAGCUGAAUCUGCAGUUUUAGUCUCUUCCAAAUCAUUGGACUUUGUUUUCAAAAAUGUGAGAUUUAAUUACUCAAUUUCUCGACAUUUAAAUGAAAAUUCAAUGCUAUCAAAACCAAAAUCUGCUGAGUUCCUUUUUGAUGAUUAUGAAUCUUCUCCCAGUCCUUCAAUAGUGUUUUUUCCACAACCAGGACCAAAGCAACUGGAAUUGAUAUAUUUACAGAAAACACUAGAUGAAGUGGUGUAUACGGAACGAAGCUAUCUUGAGAAACUAUACUAUUUGAAAAAGAUGUACCUUGACAGUGUGUCAUCGAAUAUCAAAAUAGAGCUUCCCACUCCCAUUGUAAUAAUAAGACUCUGUUUAGAGCAAAUUAUCAAUAUUCACGAGACUAUACUUUAUGAUCUUGAUGAUAUCAUGUCAAACAAAAUCACAAAUAUCAAAAAGCAGGUAGAUAAAGUUUCAGUCUUGCUUGCGCAAAUUGGAUUACAUAAUUUUUGGUACUCGUGGUUCUGCAUUCAACACGAAACAGUUGGAAAAACCUUUAAUGAGGCAAAAAAUAUGUCAAACAAGACUAAUUUUAAAAACAUAAAUCGUUCAACGCAAAGUAUGGUUCAAGGAGUACGAAAUUUGAUUGAAGCUGGACAAGUCGGUGUUCAAAACAAGGACCUUUCCUUUAGUUCUCUUUGUCGGCAGCCAAUUUCGAGAAUUCUCAAGUACCCAUUGUUUCUCAAGGACCUCUCAAAGAAAUAUUCCAUUCUAGGUUUUGAUAAUACUAUUCUUGAGAAAAACCUAUCAAUCAUACAUCGGAGUCUUGAUCAAAUAAAUGAUGCCAAAAAAAAUUUUGAUGAAUCAAUUCAAAAUUUGAAGACCAGCCUUGACCAGCUCAUUGAUUUUGAACACUGUUGGGGGGAUAGUGUUAUUGACAACAAUAGCAACAGCAACAACAACGACAAACACAAAGAGAGCAAAAAUGAUAAUCCCUAUAGUUGUUCAGAGUAUAAUGAUGUCGAGUUAAACAUUGACUUUUUUGGCGACCCGGUCUUAAUUGGAUUUUCAGCAGUAAUCACAGUUCACAAUGGCAAGCCCAAAGUGCAUCAUUGCCCAUUAAUCCUCUUUAAAAGUCAUUUACUAAUUCUCAAGUACCGAAAUAUUAUCAAGCGAAACUUCGAGAAACAACUAGGUGAAAAGAAUGGAAAGAAAUUCAAGGUUGAUUUCAUAAUUCCUUUGGCAAACACUACAGUGUAUUGCGAGUCCAAAAAUUUUAACCAGGGAUUGCACUUGAUUAGUGAAAAUACAAUCAAAUUGGUGUUCCGAGUCCAUUAUGUCCAGUUUGAAGUUGUGCUCUGUUAUCCAAGUCAUUUAGAGUUUAGAAUAUGGAGAACCCAUUUUCGGGUGAUGGUAAAUGAGGUUAACUGCGGAUCCUGUGAGUUUGCAGAUGAUGCAAAUAUUAUGGUAAGGUUACAUGCGGUUCCACGAGAAGUGGAUACAUAUUGCCAAAGAAAUUUAGAGACCUCUAAAGUUUUUCACUACAAACACAUUAAAGUCUCUUUGCAUGCAGAAUGGUGUCUACACGAUAGGGGAGCUGGUGAAACUCAAAUCCUGCGCUGUAGUGAGCUAGAUAAGGUGCAUUACAAAUUGGUUUUGAAAGCACUCGAUGUUUUCAUAAAUGAGAGGUUAUUUGCACACUUGGUUUCUGCUGAAACGCACAUUUAUUUCAACAAGUUUCAUUAG
Lodderomyces elongisporus is the source of this 1806-nucleotide messenger RNA. RefSeq lists its product as uncharacterized. Gene Ontology annotation, biological process: regulation of GTPase activity. The transcript has a single exon. NCBI's taxonomy places the organism in Eukaryota, Fungi, Ascomycota, Pichiomycetes, Serinales, Debaryomycetaceae. Gene Ontology annotation, cellular component: cytoplasm. The record is from RefSeq and is a predicted model, not a curated record. Bases 1 to 1806 code for a protein of 601 amino acids. Gene Ontology annotation, molecular function: guanyl-nucleotide exchange factor activity.